Molecule: messenger RNA, 2919 nt
Organism: Bactrocera oleae (olive fruit fly)
Lineage: Eukaryota; Metazoa; Arthropoda; Insecta; Diptera; Tephritidae
Gene: dpr5
Product: defective proboscis extension response 5
Biological process (GO): synapse organization
Cellular component (GO): neuron projection membrane
Source: RefSeq, a predicted model, not a curated record
GCCUGCGUCGUGCUACACUCGGCCUUAUCGUUGACUGCACUUAAAUCCCUCUUUUGAAGCUGCAAUAUAUUCAGUAGUCUGGUGUAAGUGCUCGCAAUAGGACAUUCAAGUGUUCACAGCGCGGAAAGUUCAUGUUUAUACCCGCAUUGCGUACACACAAGGGAGAGUGCCAUUUAAAUGAAGCCAACACUAAUGUUGUGUAUUUUUUUUUGUUUCUGAUGCUACGAUGUGAGUUCAGUGGCUAGCCGUGACUGUGUCUGCGAACGCAUUGGUGUUGUGUGUGUGUGGCGACUAAAUUGAAUUGGUUGAGAUUUCAGCUGUUGUUCUGUAACAAAUUAUGCUAAAUAUAAAGCAAUGAAAUUAUAUGUUGCGGAAAUUAAUAAAGUGUCAACUACUGUUAGUAGCUGUACACUAUUCAAGUAAGUCAACGGCAUUAACCCAUUUCCGUUGAGCGGAAGUCAUAAAUUUAGCGUGAAAUGUGUCGCGCAACUACUAAAGUUAUGCUGAAAGAACAACAAACAAAUAUGCUGCCGCAAGUAUUGCAAUUGCUGUGUGUAAGUUCAUACCAGAGCCGCGAUAAUUAAAAGUGCAUACACGCAAAGAGUGUACAUGGAUAAAUGCAAGCACAAGCGCCAAUGCAUUUACAGUGUGUGCAAGUAAGUGCAUGUUUACGCUUGAGUUACCAACUAGUGUAUACUAAAUGAAUGCCUAACAACAAAUAUCGCCCUCAAAAAGAUCAUACAAAAAAAAAACGUUAAAUAAAACGCCAUUUAAGCGAGCAGCCGCAUUUUGACACAGCCGAUUGAAGUCACAGAAGUGCACGGCGUUUCCACUAAACGUGCCAAAGCUGUACGCGCCACGUGCGCAAAUCAAGUGUGGUCACAUGUAUAAAUGUUCACUUAAAUUUUAAUUGUUGUGGGUGAAAGUGUGCAGUGAAAGCUUGAAUUCGACUUAAUUGUUGCUUAAACGUACACAGACAAUCGAUUAGAUCAUAAUCAAACAGCUACCAAACUACAUACAUACAUACAUCCGUACAUAGCUGAGCAAGUGCGUGUAAACAGCCAGUGGCAGUGAAAAUUUGUUAUCGCUACAUCGAAUCGGAAAGUGUGUGCAUGUAAAGACGGAAGUGCGCGUGUGUGUGUGCAUGUGCUGAAGGUCAUUGCAGUAAGCUACAACUCGUGGCAGCGGCAGUGAAGUCACGCAGCAACAGCUGCGCAAGAACGCGUAGGCGUAAAGCCCGAACCUCAACUAUUAUCUGUCAAUCGCUGUUGCGCUUGAGUUGUGUGGCGUCCUUCAAGCGCCGUCAUUGUCGCAAACUACAAGCAAUUUCUGACAGCAGUUGAAGUCAUAAUAACCACAGCAGCAACAACAGUACAAGUGGGGGCGUUAAAGUGCUGUUUAGCGUCAGUUGAAUUUUGUCAUUUUCGUAAAUCUUCUUUGCCCAUCGAAGUCGCGCCCGGUAGCUUUCGGCUGUCGCCUUCGUUGUCCUUGCUGUCGUCGCGGGUGUCGUCAUUUUGUUAAUUGCGACAUCAUCCUUUCGCAGACAUAGCAAUAGCGGCAGCCAAGCAGCUCAAGUAAACAAACAAAGCAUAGCAAUAGCUGAAUUUUGCAUGAAAUGUUGCUGGAAUACGUAAUGAUGCUGCUUGUGUUCGGAUUAACCACAACCGUUGAGCGGAGCCACAGCAACGCAUUCGCUUUUGAAGUUAUAACUAGACAUCCAACACACCAGCAUCGCCUGUCGCCGCCAAAUGCACUCACUUCAACCGCACACCAUCUCCAACAACAUCACUUAGACUCAGUAACGCUAGCUGGCCGUCUGACAGCCUCCUCACUUGCGUCAUCCACAUCUCCCGUGCUCGCAUCAUUAUCGCAGCACGAGCUGUCCAAUGUCAUCGUGGAUAGCUUCGAAGGUGUAGGUGGUACAGGUGGUGGCGGCGGAGGUGAACCACAAUUUGAGAAUACCACCGAGCGUGAGGUGAUUGCGGCCGUCGGCACGACCGCACGCUUGCACUGUCGAGUGCGAAAUUUAGGAGAUCGGGCUGUCUCAUGGAUACGUAAGCGUGACCUGCAUAUUCUUACCAUCGGCAUUAUGACCUACACGAACGAUCAGCGAUUUCUGGCGCGUCACACCGACAACUCAGACGAAUGGGUGUUAAAGGUGGUGUCGGUGCAGCCUCGCGAUGCUGGCGUUUACGAGUGUCAGGUGUCGACAGAGCCAAAAAUCAGUCAGGCGUACAAGCUGAUGGUUGUGACAUCGAAAGCGCAAAUUCUAUCGAAUCGCGAGCUUUACAUACAAAGCGGUAGCGACAUCAAUCUGACGUGCAUCGCACCGCAAGCGCCCGGGCCGUACACGCAUAUGAUGUGGUACAAGGACAGCGAAUUAAUUAACGACUCAACGCGCGGUGGCAUUCGCGUCGUAUCGGAGCAGCAAAUGAAGACGAGCAAUUUGGUGAUAUCGCGGGUGCUCCACCGGGACUCGGGGAAUUACACAUGUGCGGCAGAUAAUUCAAAUUCUGAUAGUGUGUUAGUGCAUAUCAUCAAGAGUGAGCAGCAUGCGGCCAUGCAACAUGAGCUUGCUACGCGCAUGCAGACGCCGCGACUGAUGCUGGUAUUACUGGCAUUUUUCUAUUUAUUCGAGCGUGCAAUUAAAUGAAAGGGGUGCAGAUGCGCUAUGAAUUACUGUAAUUUAAAUUUAAGGAUUAGCAACAAAAACAAUAAGAUACUUGAAACUAUUGAAUAAGCAGCAGAAAAUAAUACUACUAAAUAAGUUUUAUAGUUGCAACAGCUUAGCUGUUCAAAGCGCAUUUGCAAUUGAGCGGUCACAAAGGAAGCAUGCAUGACGUUACUACACAUUCCGCUCGACCCGCUUGCGCCAGCACAAGUGCAGAAACCAAAGAAACCAUGACAACGAAUGUGCGU